Messenger RNA from Oppia nitens, 1496 nucleotides. It is a transcript of the gene rasp, whose product is annotated as protein-cysteine N-palmitoyltransferase HHAT-like. Bases 30 to 1496 code for a protein of 488 amino acids. Lineage: Eukaryota; Metazoa; Arthropoda; Arachnida; Sarcoptiformes; Oppiidae. Gene Ontology annotation, cellular component: endoplasmic reticulum. Gene Ontology annotation, biological process: protein palmitoylation. The record is from RefSeq and is a predicted model, not a curated record. The transcript is spliced from 6 exons. Gene Ontology annotation, molecular function: palmitoyltransferase activity.
AUUGUUGUCCCAAAUGAUCAGUCAAAGACAUGAAGACAUUUGAAUUAACCAUUUAUUGGUUUCUUUGGAUAUCAAGUCUUUGUUAUGCUUUAUAUUCAUUCAUAAAUCGUUCAAAAAGUUUGAUUCAAUUGCUUGAUCCCAAAGAUGUGGCCAAAGGUUGGCCGCUUAUCGGCGGCUUUCGGGAUGUCUCGGAUUACGAGUGGAGUGCCAUAAGACACACAUUCCUCAAGAACUUUGUUUUUAUCGUUGUUUAUAUACUCUUAACUCAAUUGAUAACCAAAUACAAAGUCAAAUAUUUGUCGCACUUUUUUAUUAUCUACACAUCUUUGGCAAUAAUUAAAGUUUUAAACGUGAAAUCAUUACUAAUUGUUUGGAUUAAUAUUAUUGUCUCUCUUGUGAUUCACAUCUUUGGAAAACAAUAUCUUUGUUAUUCGUUGUUUGUCUUCACGUUAUAUUCAGUUCACAAUUCACUUAUAUUUCCAGUGAAGACAUGGCUUGUUCUUAACGAAAGACAACAAUUCCUGUUUGAAGUAUGUAUGGCGUGGCUGAACGCCAAGUGUCUCAGCCUAUCCAUCGAUCGUAUCAAAAGUCACACUCAUAUGUCAUUAAAAUCACAUCAACUGAUCCAAUGUUUAGCCUAUUGUCUAUAUUUGCCGGCAUUCUUCACGGGACCCAUACAUCAAUACAAUACUUUUAUUAGUGAUAUGGACAAACUCAAGUCCGAUUGGACUUCCGAUCGUUUAAUGGCAAUUGUCGGACAAAUAUUUCGCUUCACGUUUUGGACAAUUAUCUAUGAACUGUUGCUUCACUUUGUUUUUUCGAGUUCAGUCCAAUUUUAUCCAGAGAUCACCCAAAUGUUGGACACCUGGUCUUUAUGUGGCUUAGGAUUUGCUUUACCAUUGAUGUUCUUCGUCAAGUACUUUAUACUAUACGGAUCAGUUGCCACAAUAGCAAUGAUCGAUGGCUUUGAAAUACCACCGCCGCCCAAAUGUAUCGCUCGUAUUCAUUCUUGUGUCUACUUAUGGCGUACUUUCGACAGAGGACUUCACUUAUGGCUAACAAAAUACUUUUAUAAACCAAUAAUCGGUUCCCAAUGGAAUCCAUUACGCAAACUAUUGGCCGGUUUUAUUUGUUUCUCCUGUAUCUGUCUCUGGCACGGCAUGGAUAGGGCGGUUGUCGUGUGGACUGCACUCAACUUUUUCGGUGUUUCCGCUGAAAUCAUUGGUACAUCAAUUCAAACGACAAACAUAUGGCUUUCAUUACGAAGCCAUAUUUCCGUUGAAAUGAAUGAUAGACUCAACGCCCUUAUCUCGAGUCCCUUCUUUGCCAUAGCCUAUGCUUCUAACCUAUACUUCCUGUCCAAUUGGGACGUCGGUCUGUGUUUUAUACAACGCAUAUUCACAUCAUUUCCCACACCAUUAUUACCGACACUUUUGAUUAUGUAUUUUGGAUGCAAUGUUUCAGCGCAUUGUAUUCAAAGAGAGAAAACCAAAUGA